Molecule: messenger RNA, 444 nt
Organism: Porites lobata
Lineage: Eukaryota; Metazoa; Cnidaria; Anthozoa; Scleractinia; Poritidae
Source: the annotation of a GenBank genome assembly
AUGCCAGCCAUUGUACAGAUUGCAGAAGUAACCCUUUCCAUGCCUGUAAGUAAUACAUGGCCAGAGCCAGGUGCAAGUACUGUGAAAAGAAUAACAAGACAUGGGCUGGCUGUGAGAAAGUGGCAAACCACAAAAGAAAGAAGAAAGGUCAAACGGAGUCUACAGACAGCAAUGCCAAAAAGCUGUGAUGUGGGUUGCCAAGCAGAAAUUCAAAACUUCCAAAUUCUACAACCACAAGUUGGAACAUCCACUCGGGAUAAACCACUGGAGAGUAUGGAACCGGAGCACCCGUUAGAUUCUGAGGACACAGUGGAAGAUGAGGAAGUGGAAUUACAUACCGAGGAGGAGCAGAACAUGGAGGAUGUUUAUCACAUUUUUAACCGGACCGAAUGCAGUUCAGACAUUGAUUCAGCCUUGGGCUCAGAAUCGGAGGAUGAUUUCUAA